UCCUACCCUACUCAUUUUCUUUUGCUGACUUUUAUAUGAUUUAAACACUGUUGUUUCUGCUCUCAAUCUAAUUCAAAUUGCACCAAGAUACACAAGAAAAAAAUAAUCAUAAAACUAAUUCUGAUCUAGUUUAAAAAGUCAGAAGGUUGAAUGUAGCUAAAAAAUAUGGCAACUUAUUCAUCAUGUGCAAGAAAACUACUUGUUGUCUACUACUUGUUCAUCAUUUCGUCUUGUCGCAUAUUUAAUUCUUCAUAUGGAAGAGAUUUAAAUCCCGAUUUCCGAGUUAAAGCUAUUAAUCUUGGUGGUUGGCUUCUUACUGAAGGAUGGAUUAAACCUUCUCUUUUUGAUGGCAUCCCCAACAAAGAUUUUUUGGACGGAACUGGACUUCAAUUCAAAUCAGUUACAAUGGGAAAAUAUUUGUGUGCUGAAUUAGGGGGAGGAACAAUUAUUGUUGCUAACUUUACAGAUGCUACUGGAUGGGAAACAUUCAAAAUUUGGAGGAUAAAUAGUACCAGUUUUACAAAUGUAAAAACGGAGGAGCUUGUAGCAGCUGACAAUGAAGGUAAUGGGGGAUGGGGUGAUGAUGAUCCCUCUGUUUUCAUCUUGCAAACUAGUGGAAAAUUUGAAGGAGAAUUCCAAAUAACUAAUGGCUAUGGUUCAGUCAUGGCACCAAAAGUUAUGAGAGAACAUUGGAGUACAUUUAUUGUAGAAGAAGACUUCAAAUUCAUAGCAAGCAAUGGACUGAAUGCAGUAAGAAUUCCAGUUGGAUGGUGGAUUGCAAGUGACCCAACACCUCCAAAGCCCUAUGUUGGAGGCUCGUUGCAAGUCUUAGACAAUGCCUUUCUCUGGGCUAGGAAAUACAAACUUAAAGUUAUAAUAGAUCUGCAUGCUGCACAUGGUUGUCAAAAUCCCAAUGAGCGCAGUGCCAAUAGAGAUGGUACUAUAGAAUGGGGAAAAACCGAUGACACCAUUCAACAGACAGUUGCAGUCAUUGACUUCCUGAAAGCCAGGUAUGCGAAGAAUCCAAGCCUUUAUGCAGUAGAGUUAAUCAAUGAGCCACAAGCCCCUGAAGUUACAUUAGACAUGAUUAAAAAAUUCUACAAAGCUGGAUACAAUGCUGUCCGCAAACAUUCUCCUACAGCAUAUGUUGUGAUGUCCAACAGAUUAGGACCUGUUGAUCCUACAGAGCUUUUGUCAUUUGCCAGUGGCUUAAAGGGAUCUGUGAUUGAUGUUAAUCACUACAGCCUUUUCUCUGACAUGUUCAAUAACAUGUCUGUCCAGCAAAAUCUUGAUUAUGUCAACACCAACCGUUCUGCUCAACUCAACACCAUCACCCAAUCUAAUGGCCCUCUCACUUUUGUUGGAGAAUGGGUUGCUGAAUGGCAACUUAAAGAUGCAACAAAGGAGGAUUACCAAGAGUAUGCCAAGGCUCAAUUGGAAGUGUUCGGACGUGCAACAUUUGGUUGGGCUUAUUGGACACUAAAAAAUGUGAUCAAUCAUUGGAGUAUGGAGUGGAUGAUCAAGAAUGGCUAUAUCACGCUUUAAUUUUUGAAAAAUUACAUGAUAAGAAAAA
Messenger RNA from Capsicum annuum, 1573 nucleotides. Its product is annotated as probable glucan 1,3-beta-glucosidase A. The transcript has 8 exons. The record is from RefSeq and is a predicted model, not a curated record. Gene Ontology annotation, biological process: cell migration; establishment or maintenance of cell polarity; actin filament bundle assembly. Gene Ontology annotation, cellular component: actin cytoskeleton; cytoplasm. The coding region runs from base 166 to 1545 and encodes 459 amino acids. Lineage: Eukaryota; Viridiplantae; Streptophyta; Magnoliopsida; Solanales; Solanaceae. Gene Ontology annotation, molecular function: actin filament binding; hydrolase activity, hydrolyzing O-glycosyl compounds.